GAGACUGGUGGUGCAGGGCUCCGUCCGGCCAGCGGCAAUGCUGGUGCCCACGGGGCUCCUUGGUCUGGCCCUGCUUUGGGCACUGGCAGCCUUGACUUCAGAUGAAAUUCCAGAUUCCCUGGAGGAACAGGUGGCCUCCUGCCUGACAGUGUGCACAGGGUCAGCUGAUCCCCACCUCCUGGUGGGCACCAGAUUUACCUAUUGCUUCUCCACCAACACCAGCACAGGCCUGCAGGCGACCCAGGUGGAGGGCAGCAGCCUUGGCCUGCAAGGCUUGGUUAUCCUCGAUGUGCUUGGGCCAUGCCAGAUGGCCUUAUGGCUGCAAGGCUUCCGGGUGACCUCCAUGCUGGGCUCCGAGGUGGCGGCUCUGAAGGAAUCCCAGAGUUUGAGCGCCGCCCUCUGCCACCACUUGCUCCGCUUCGUACUCCAUGCAGGGCGCGUGGCCUGCCUGUGUCCCCACCACGCAGAGCAGCGCUGGGUGCUGAAUGUCAAGUGCGCUGUGCUGAGCCUCCUGCAGGGCCGCCCAGGGGCGCAUGGCCCAGAGACCAUGAGCAAGGUGCAUGUCCUGGGCUGGUGUCCCACCACAUACCAGCCACGCGGUGCCAGGCUGCACAAGACCAAGGACCUGGCGUGGUGCUCCCCGCGAUCCCAGGCCCUGCCCCGGGGAGGAGGUAGGUGGGCGGAGCCUCCACCCACUCCUGCCCCCAGUGCCUCCCCACCCUCCUCCCUUCCCUUGCCUGCUUUGGAUUGCUGUUUGCUGGGCUUUUUCCUGCUCUGUCCUUCCGUCUCUGUCAGGCUUUGCUGUUGCUACUGCGCAGAUGGCCGGGGAGGGCUGAAGCUGCCGCCCGGCCCCCAGACCUGGCCCUCCCUGCCGGCCUCAGGGGCCCCAGCCGGGGCCUGGCCCGAGCCCCCCUCCUGCUGUGGUCCAGCAGCCCUGCCUGGCCCCCAUCUGACCUGUGUGCAGAGUUUCCAGGCUGGGGUGCCAAGAGAGGCCUCCUGCACGAAGCCGGACACCGGGGGGCCCCUCUCUGGGGAGGGGAGUGCUGUGCCGAUGUGGACUCUUUCCUGGCUAACGUGCUGCACCAGAGGUCCCCAGGAACCUAGUGGUUCCCCAUGGAAUCCAGGUGAUGGAGACUUAACUCCGAGCAGCCUGUCGUAUGAGUGGGAAGAGACACUGUCCCCAGCUACUGUGUCCACAGUGGGAAUCAGGAGGAAACUGUGCUUGGCUCACACCACGAGUUUUGAGGUAAGUGGGCUGUUCCUCAAGCCGGUGUCCGAGCUGCGGGACCUCUCCAAGGAGGAGAUGGUGGGCCUCUGGUGACGGUCGUCCUGCAAAUGCCAAGACAACUGGGCGUGUGGGCCGCUGACGGACGCCCUGCCUUCCUGUGGCACUGGGCCCUGCGUGGGCCUCGUGAAGGGGCUCAUUGCAUCAGGAGAGGUGGCGGCUGAUGAGGCAGAGGCGUGGCUGUGGUCACUGGCCUUCAUCCCACAGCCCACGGAUGCCACGGUCCACAUGCUGCUGACCCUGCUGCAGGCCCCGGGGGCCAGCCCUGGCACCUUCCUUGGCCUCUCAGCCCUGGUACACAACCUCUGUGCCUCACUGGAUGGGCCCUGCGGGUGGCUGACCAGGCCAGGCACCCUCACCAGGCCUCAAGGCCCUGCCGCCAUCUGGUUUCAGCUCCAGCUUGUGCUGAAGGCGAUUGGCAAUGCUGGCCUGGCGGCCACAGCAGCCACCCCCAUGCUGAGCACUUGUGCAUCCCUGAGGAGCUGCCCCCUGGAGAUUCGGCUGGGAGCCAUCCAUGCUUUCCGGAGGGUUCCCUGCUCACCAGUGCGAUCUGCGCUCUCCCGCCUGUACCAAAGCCCCGAGGAGGACGCUGAGAUCCACAUCCAUGCCGACCUGGCCCCGAUGAGGUGCCCUGGAGAGGAGGUGUUUGCCCAGGUGCAGCACAUGCAGGAAGGCGAGCGGCCCACCCAGGUGGGCUCCUUUGUAUGGAGUCACCUCCUGCAGCUGCUGGAGACAGGGGACCCCCUCCGGGAGGCCCUCCCCAAGGACAUCCUCAGCCGGGAGUUCCGCCCAGAGACCUGGAAACACUCAUCCUGUCCUGAUGUCACCUUCUGCUCAACAUCUGGCAGCCUGGGAGCCACCCUGGAGGGGACCCUUCUCUUUUCUCCAGCCUCCUUCUUGCCCCGUUCUGCCACUGCUAACCCGACCGUCCACACCCUAGGCCAUGCUUUCAACCUCCUGGAGAUGGGGCUCUGGCUGGAAAAUGCAGAGGAAAUCGCCUUCAGGCUGUUUGGUCAGAAGUCAUUCUGGGGGCAGGAGGAGGAGAGAGAGGCCCAGCCAGAGAAGUCCCCAGAACCACAGCCCACACCCCAGAAGGCCAACCCUGACUGUCCAGGACAAAGAUCCAGAAAGAUGAGCGCCGUGCAGCAGGAGGUGGGCCGGAGGCGCAGGGUGCAGCCGGCGCUGUGGUGUGAGCUGAGCGUGAAGGUGUUUGGGAACGAGCUAAGCGCUGUGAACUGCAGGGCGAUGCGGAACCACGUGAAGCACCGGUCCCUGAACCUGGCCAAGCUUGCAGCCGAGCUUCUGAAGGGGCAGGAGGCACAGGUGAGCCGGAGGCUGAGCCUGGCUGGGGAGGAGCUCACCUUUCCCACUGUGUCCGGCCUUCCUGCCCGGCUGACCCUGAAUGCCGCCGUCAGCAUCCGGGUCCGAGGGGCCGCAGACCUCCCGCAGCGCUCGGAUUUCUCUGUGAAUGGUUACGUCAGGCCCAGCGCCCUGCUCCACAUCCUGGCACCGAUGGGCACGGUGGGUGCCCUGGGGCAGGCUGGGCUGAGGUGGGAGACUGGUGCCUGUGGCACCCUCAGCCUGGACAGUGGGAUGCAGGCAAGGAAGGGCCGGCUUUAGAUGUGUCUGAACAUGCCUGAGGAGGCCAUGGAGCCGCUCAGCUCAGGCUCUAAGCUGUAUCUUGUCCCUGGGGAUGGCGUGAGGACCCUCAGUCACAUUCGCAGCCCUUCUGAGGCCCCAUUCUGUACCAACAAGGAGGGCAGUGUCCCGCCCUGGGACUGGCGGCUGUGCACUGAGGUGACCUGGCCAGCACCGGGUCAGCCCUACCUGCUCUCGGUGCCUGUGUUCAUGGCCGUGACAUUGAAGAAGCAGGACCGGGGGCUCCAUCAGUAUCUCCUGGAAGCUGCCUAUACCUUCCACCCUCAGAAGGACAGCUGGCUCCCCCGAGAAGCCUCAGCCCCCAUCUUCAUGGGCACGCCCAAGUCACAAGUGCCCAGGGACGUCGGGGUGAAUGUCUGCCACCGCUCGCCCCAGGGGGAGUCCCGGCUGAAGCUGCCCCAUCCCAGGAAGAAAAUUGAGCUGGAAGGAAAGAUCGAGACUCUCCUGAAUGCCCGUGCGGGUCACCUGGCGCUGAUCCUGGAUGACAGGGAUGUCCACUACAUCAAGGGCCGGAGUGAACUGUGACCAGCAAGGGGCCGUGAGGCCCAGUGGUUCCAGGCCCAGCUGGAGGUGAAACUGGUGAGCGGCAGCCCUGUGUUCCUCGUCGGGAGCCUCAGCCGGCAGGCGGGAAGCCAAUUGGCCUUCUCUGUGUUGCUGAGCUGUAAGGAUGGGUUUUACAGGCAUGUAGAGAUGAGAAGUACUUUCUCUCAGUACCAUUGGUCCUUGCACACGUAGACUAAGAACAGGGACAUUGAGGCCACAUUGAAGGUGACCACAGUCAUGCUGCGCCUAAAGGGUCUGCACCAUGACGGAUCUUAGCGUGGGGAAGUCCAGCACAGCCUGGCCCUGGACGUGGCUCACUCCUCCCAGCUGUAGUUCCCCCAGGCCCUGAGUUUGAAUCGGGACAUUGUCUUCUGAUGGAGUCCCCAGGGAGCAUUCAACUGCAGUGUGGACACCUGGGCCGCCAUCAACCACAUCACAUCCCAGGUGUCGGUCCAGCUGAACAGGUCUGACUCCCACGUGGUGUUUUUCUUCCAACUCAGACAUCCCCAUCGACCAACAUUUCCUCCCAAUUUACAGGUGCAGGCAGCUGCCAGGUGCUCUGAAGAGCACAGCCUCAACGGCUCCCUGCCUGUGCGCAUGUCCAGCAGGGAGCUGGUUCUGCUGGAGGCCGCCGCCAGCCAGGACGCCCGGAGAAGCAGCCAGAGCUGGGGUAUGAACAUUCUUCUCUACCAGGUGGCCCUCGGAGCCCCCAGCGCUGUUCAGCUGCAGUUGUCUGGUCCCAGGUGGUCUGCAAGGGGGGAGGGAGCCCCCGAGGGCAAAGGGCUGGCAUCCUGGGAGAUGGGAAAGCAUGGCUCAGAGUCCCCCUCUCUGUCCCUCUGGGACCAGGCCCACGUUACCCCCACUGGGGCCAUUCUUGGUUUUAAGGCAUUGCAGCAAUGGAAGGAGGAGACACUCAAUUGUCUAUCGACUUGCCUGUUUUCCAGAGCACUACUGGGCCAGAACACAGCAGAGCUUUAUCUCUAGGCAUCUGAGUUGCAGAGGGGAGGCCGCGUCCUGACCCUGCAGAGCCAAGCCCGGCACACGGUGGCUGGCUGGGCAGCUGUGCCCCGCCUCUUGACCCCCAAGUGCAUACUGAAGUGGACAGAGACACUCAGAGAGGGUACCAUCAGGAUCACUGCCGACUCAGCUGUGCUGGGCUUCCUCCUGCGGGAUAAGCAUGAGAAGGCAGGGAAUGGCACCAGUGCAUGCAGCGUGACCAGCGUCCUCAGCCAAAAUAGCAGCCAGGCCUUGCCAGGAGAGCUCAAGCUAAGAGGGCAGCUGCGGGACCAGACAGGGAGCCUCGGAAGCCAGGCCAGCGUCCAUGCCAAUGUGGCCAGCCUGGCUCUGGGUGGGGUCUGCACCUGGGGCCCCGGGCAUGGCCAGCUCUCAGGCAGCCUGAGUCACAACAUCAGCACCUUGACUGCAGCAGGAGUCCCCUUGGAGGUAGGGAUGCUCCUGUCACACACGCAUGUGGCUUCCAACCUCUCAGUGCGCAUGGCACUGCAGAGUGUGGGGGGACGGCUGGGUGUCUUUGGCCUGGAGGACCCGGCCCCCAGCACCCCAGGCAGCUGGCUCCACGCCCACCUUGGCCACACCCUGCUUGGCAUCAGGCGCUGGGGCCUCCCCUUCUCCUGGGACAGCCGUGGACACUUCCAGUCCGGGGGCAACAGUCCGGUAGCUGGGCUGGUGGUGAGCAUGGACGGUGAGCAGCUUCCCAUCGCUCUGGAGAGGAGGGGACAGGAGCACCAGGGGCUGGCCCUGGGGCUGCACCACUUCUCAGGGCUGCUGGGCACCCUGCCCACGAGGCUCAAGGUCAACUGCAGCCAUGGCGUCUCGCCUGCCCAGCUGUCAGGACUCUGCUGGGGGGACAUCACCGGGUGGCCUCUGGAGCUCUCCGUGGACCUUCAUGACAGUGGCUCCGGCUCUGAGCAUUUCAGAUGUGUCUCUGCGGGGCCCACUUCUCUGAACUACACUGUAAGCUGCUCUCACUUUCCCGGACACCUGGAGCUCUCUGGCCAGAGUGAGAAUGACAGUGUGGCCCAUGCAGGGUUCCCAGGCAAGGCCCACCUCAGCACCACGCUGCACAUGCACGAGACCCAGACCCAGGCUAGCGUGGGCCUCCACGGCGGAGCUGGUGUGGACGUGGCAGCCCUGGUGGCCUGGCCAAAGCAUGGCGCUCUGGAGCUGGUGGUGAAUGUCAGCCACAUGGCACCUGCUCUUCGGAGGCUGGGCCUGCCCUUUGCCAGCCGGCUCCUGUUCCGGCAGCUCUGGGCAAAGGAAGAGAUGAGUUCUUCCCUGCGGCUGACCUGUGAUUCUCAAGCCAGCCUGCUCCUCGAUGUGCAUGGCCAGAGCCGGGUGGUCAGCAAAGAGCUGCGUCUCUCAAGUCAGCAUCGCCCUGCCCUCCUGGGCUGCUGCCCCCGCAGAGCCUCAGCCUCAGCAAAGCUACAGAGCUCCGAGGGGGAGGCCGGGAGCACCUUUGUCCUGGCGGCGGAGGAGCAUCACUUCCGCAUGGGCACCAGGCUGUUGGCUGCUCAGGCUGGUCUCAGUAACACCAUCAGGCUGGAGCAGACCUUCCUCCAGCUGAGCGCCCUCCCAGGGGAACUGGUCCUGCAGACCGUGUAUGAACGAGCCCAUGGAAUCUGCGCGCUGCACCAGAUGGUCCUGUGGGAUGGCCAGGAGGUGGCCCUCAACGGGAGCCUCUCUGGCCCCUUCCACAAGCCCACUGGGAACCUCAGCCUGCAGGUGGAGCUCACCCACCCGCUGGCCCUCUCCCUGCCGCAGCACUGCAGCUUCUGCCUGUCCUCCAAGCCCUGAGGGUGCAGCCGCUGGGACCACCUGGCCAUGGGCUGGGAGGGCAAGGACCGGGUCGUGGUCUCCUCCUCUCCGCGACUGGAGACAGGCAAACUGGCUGCCGACCUGGCCCUGGCUCACCCCUUCAGCCUGCCCUGGCAGUGUGCCGAGGUCAGCGGCCUUGCGGAGAGCAGGGGCAGCAGUCAGAGCCGGCAGGUACAGCUUGCCUGGAACAGAGGGCAGCCUGUGACCUUGCACCUCAGCUGGGCAGACAGGUCCUCAGCACGCAGCACCUUCUGGGGGGGCUGCCUGGCUGCCUCCCUUCCUCCUCCCUGUCAACUCCAGGAAACCUGGGGCCUGGGCACCCGCAGAGCCGGUGGGGCUUUAAUGCAGAGCCCUGCUGAGUUCAGUCAGCAGCUCCAUCUGUCGUGGGGCCAAUGCCUGGUGCAGCAGAACCUGACAUAUGAGAGGCACUGGCCAUCCCAGCCAGACAAGGUCCACGCAGAGGCCACACUGGAGCAUGUCCUCACGGCCUCCUGCACCACACAGAGCUUCCGGGGAGAAGUGGAGACCAACUAUGCCCACUGGCUGCACCACUCCCUGCACCUGGGGCUCUGUGACCUGCCCAGGGCCCUCUCCAUCUCUGGGGAGCACACCCUAAGCCAUGGGGGGCUCCUACUACGUUCCCACUGCCAGUUGGGCCUUGCACCUGACCUGGACCAUGGCCUGCACCUCAGCCUGACCCUCCGCAACCACAGCAGGCCCCAGACGCCUGAUUUCUCCGGGGAGCUGGAGAUCCUCACACCCAGGGCUCAGCGGCUUGGCCUGCUGCGCCAAAUCUCCACCUCAGUGCCUCAGAGCUUGGUCCCGCUGGAGGGAGAUGUGGGUGAUGGGGUCAAGAAGGUGAGGCUGUCAGUGUCCCAGGCCCAUGAGGGAGGGAGCCAGGAGGAGAGCUUGGUGCUAGGGGCAUGUGCCCACAGGCGGGUGGUGGAAGCAGAGGCUCUGCUCCAGGACAGCGGGCAGCUGGUCCAGCCCCUGGGAAGCCUGACCCUAUAGGCUGCCAACUAGAGCCUUCGCUUAGCUGUGCACGGCUGCCAGAGGACCCUGCUGGGCCGUGUGGAGGUACAGCCGGCGGGCACCCUGGGCAGUGUGGUGGGCCCCCUCCUGCAGCUGUCCCAGGCGGCUAGGGGCCAGGCCGUGGCUGUGCACUGGGGCCAGGCCAGGCGGGUGCUGACUCACCGCUUAGAGCUGCACCUGGAGGGGCUGCAUGCGGCACUGAAGCAGCUGUGGAAGGAGCUGGAACGGCCCCUGGCCACGCUGAAGGACGCCUACUUGGAGGUGACACUACGCCCCCUGGAGGAGGUGUGGCAGCAGCUGGUUGAGGAGGCCGUGCAGCAGCUGCAGGCCUGGGUGUCCAGGAUGCCCGGAACCUGGGGGUCCGGGCCCACUGGGGCAGCCCUUGAAGCCACGAGGGUCACCGUGGAGCUGGACACCCACCGGAUGCUGUCUUGGGCCGAUGUCACCUUCUCCUGGGCCCUGAGGCGGCUCUGCAAGCCCUUGGUGGACCUGUGCAGCUUCUCAGCCAGGAACUGCUCCAUGGUGGUGACGAUGUCCCUGCUGCUUCCAGGGGAUGAGCCCCUGGGUGUGGCCCGGGUGACGUACCUGGUGGAGGAGAAGCUGCUGCGGCUGCUCCGAGAGCUGUACAGGAACAACGUGCUGGCUGAGUACCACCGGCUCAAACACCACCCGCUGGAGGGCCCCUCUGAGUAUCAUGCCGUGGGGGCCGGGGCCAGGUACGUGGUGACCUUUGAUGGCCAGAUGUGGGAUGUGGGUGCCCACCGCGGCAGCCUGCUCCUGGCCAAGGACUUUGCUCAUGUCUUCUCCCUGACGGUGAGCCGGGCAGGCUCAGGGCUCACAUCUCUGCCCAUGGAGCUGAAGCACACCACCCCCAUCCUCUACCCCAGCCUGGAGACCUGCAGGCUAUACAACACCCUACCUAUGGGGAGCUGUCUGGACCUGGAUCUGCCUCCCACCAAGAUGUGGAAACACGUCCCCAAAAUCAAGCUGACCAGUGCAGAUGGCGUCUCUGGCUCCUAUGAUGUCCAAGCUGGCCUCUGCAGCCUGACACAGGGCCUAUGGCUCCACAGCACGUCUGCCAGCCUUCUGGGCACCAGGAACAACAAGGCUGGCAAUGAGCUGAUGCUGCCCGAUGGCAGAGUGGCCAGCAGCCUCGAGGAGUUCCCCCUGGUCUGGCAGGUGGGUGACGACUGCAGGGCCACAGAGGAAACUCAGCGUUGCUCAGGACGAAGCCCCACCUGCCAGGCCUUCUUCCAGGACCCACACUCCAGUUUGGGAAACUGCUUCAGGGUGGUGAACCCCACGCCGUUCCUCAGCCUGUGCCUCCAGAAUGCCUGGGGCACCCAGGAGCUCCCACCUGCUUGCACGCUGGCAGCCGCCUACAUCCACCUGUGUGCCCGGGGCUUGGUGCCCCUGGACCCUCCUCCACUGUGCGAGGGGAAACCAGGUCCUUCCUCUUAG
Manis javanica (Malayan pangolin) is the source of this 8815-nucleotide messenger RNA. The record is from RefSeq and is a predicted model, not a curated record. Lineage: Eukaryota; Metazoa; Chordata; Mammalia; Pholidota; Manidae.